This is a messenger RNA of Penicillium odoratum, 855 nucleotides long. RefSeq names its product class I SAM-dependent methyltransferase. The record is from RefSeq and is a predicted model, not a curated record. NCBI's taxonomy places the organism in Eukaryota, Fungi, Ascomycota, Eurotiomycetes, Eurotiales, Aspergillaceae. Bases 1 to 855 code for a protein of 284 amino acids. The transcript is spliced from 2 exons.
AUGUCUUUAGACGUCGAUGCCAUCGCAGAAAUAUCCCAUGGCUUGUCAUCAAAACCUCAAAUCCAAGCCAGGGUCGACCUUUUCAAGACCUGGGGUAUUCCAUCAGGGUCAAAAAUACUUGAAAUCGGCUGUGGACAAGGGGAUUGCACUCUGGCGAUGGCCUAUCUAGUUGGAGAGAAGGGCCACGUGACAGGAGUCGACCCAGCGCCCCUAGAUUACGGCGCACCUAUGACUUUAGGCCAAGCACAAGAAAAGCUUAAGCAGAGUACGAUCGGUAACCGAAUCACAUUCCACCAAUCAGAUCUCGAAGGGUUCCUCAGUUCCAGCAGCUCAGAACCACUCUACGACUAUGCCGUGUUCGCGCGUUGUACUUGGUACCUCCCAUCUGCCGAAGCAUUGACGCCGAUGCUGGUAGCUCUACGUGGAAGAGCAAGACACCUUCGCAUUGCAGAGUACUCAACCGAUAUCCAAGGGGAUAUUGCCGCUCUGCCACAUCUACUAGCGGCAAUCUCACAAGCGGAGUACAACUCCAGGGACGAUAACUUGGACCGCGAUGAUAAUAUUCAGUCUAUCAUAUCCCCACAGAAGAUUCGUGAGAUAGCGCUCAAUGCGGGAUGGGAGUUUGAGAGGGAAGACGUCAUCAAAUCUCCGGAGGAUCAAGAAGAUGCGAAAUGGGAGGUUAGUCGCGUUCUCUCGCAGGCUUAUCGUGAUAGGUCGCGAUCAUCUGGUGGUGUGAGUCGUCAAGACUACGCAGAUGCGUUGAUCAAUGCCGUUGAAGAGAGUAAGCGUGCACUUGGGCCGAGCCCAGGUCCUAAGCUCAGGACUUUACCUACAUGGCUGGGCUCGUGGGUUUAA